This is a messenger RNA of Sinocyclocheilus grahami, 3084 nucleotides long. RefSeq names its product lon protease homolog, mitochondrial-like. The transcript is spliced from 17 exons. Gene Ontology annotation, cellular component: mitochondrial matrix. Lineage: Eukaryota; Metazoa; Chordata; Actinopteri; Cypriniformes; Cyprinidae. Gene Ontology annotation, molecular function: single-stranded DNA binding; ATP-dependent peptidase activity; serine-type endopeptidase activity. Bases 227 to 3010 code for a protein of 927 amino acids. Gene Ontology annotation, biological process: mitochondrion organization; protein catabolic process; chaperone-mediated protein complex assembly. The record is from RefSeq and is a predicted model, not a curated record.
UUCAUUUUUGUCCCUUUUUUGUUUGUUUCUUUUCUUUUUAUUACUCUGUGGUAAUUUUUUCUUGUAUUCUAUCGAUUGCAUAAAUGCGCAUAAUAAUAAACCAUUCAUCCUCCUGCAUGCUCAUUAUAAUAUGCAAAUACGGGGGCGUGGCGUCGCGCCAUGCCGUCAUCAGAACUAGACAGCGGUGCGGUCACGUGCUCCCCGCAUAGAAUCCUCCAGAUCAAAGAUGGCGGCGUACAUGCGAGCGUGGAGAUCGUUCAGUCCGGCGUCCGGCAGCGCGUCCUCCGCCGCUUCAGUCGCGAUCAGAGCCGGGUUAAACGCGCUCCUCCCGCGCCGCUUCCUCCACCUCCACCUCCACCGCUCCUACUCCAGCAUUUCCAGCAGAAAGUCCUUAUGCGACGCCAGGAUCGCAGCAUCCGUGAUGAGCGGCCGGUGGAGUCGGGUCACGGCGGGCUCCGGCGGCUGUCAGAGGCGCUUUCUGUUCGGGCAUCAGGGCAGCGGCUUCUCUGGAGAGGACGGAGCCGAGAGCAGCGCCGGGUCUGCUGGAGAUGAUGAGUCCGGAGGUGAUGAAGGCCCCUACACUCCUCCUCCUCCUCAGAUGACAGCGCUCACCACGAUGCUUGUGCCCGAGGUCUUCCCGAACCUGCCGCUCAUCGCCGUCCACAGAAACCCGGUGUUUCCCAGAUUCAUCAAAAUCAUCGAGGUCAAAAACAAGCCUCUCAUGGACCUGUUGAGGGGUAAAGUGCGUCUCGCUCAGCCAUAUGCUGGUGUUUUCUUGAAGAAGGAUGACAAUAACGAGUCGGAUGUGGUGGAGAGUCUGGAUGCGGUUUAUCACACCGGGACGUUUGUGCAGAUCCACGAGAUGCAGGACCUCGGAGACAAACUUCGGAUGAUUGUGAUGGGACACAGAAGAAUCCGCAUCAAUAAGCAGCUGGACGUGGAUCCGGAGGAGCCGGAGUCGCUGGAGGUGGAGGGCGAGCAGCCGAAAGCUCUGCGGCGGAAGCAGAAACGGUCGCGCAAGGACUCGGCGUCGCUGCCGGAGGUGAUGGAGGAGAAGGUGCGGGAGGCGGAGCUCGUGGUGGAGGCGCUUCCUCUGCCCGGCGUCCUCAUGGUGGAGGUGGACAACGUGGUCCAUGAGGAGUUCCAGGUCACAGAAGAGGUCAAGGCCCUGACUGCUGAGAUCGUCAAGACUAUCCGUGACAUUAUUGCUCUGAAUCCACUGUACAGAGAGUCUGUGCUCCAGAUGAUGCAGGCGGGUCAGAGAGUGGUGGAUAAUCCCAUUUACCUGAGCGACAUGGGGGCGGCACUGACCGGCGCAGAAUCACACGAGCUACAGGACGUCCUGGAGGAAACAAACAUUCCCAAGCGACUGUACAAGGCACUUUCUCUGCUGAAGAAAGAAUACGAGCUGAGUAAACUACAGCAGCGUCUCGGCAGGGAGGUUGAAGAGAAGAUCAAGCAGACGCACAGGAAGUACCUCCUCCAGGAGCAGCUGAAGAUCAUUAAGAAGGAGCUCGGCCUGGAGAAAGAGGACAAAGACGCCAUCGAGGAGAAGUUCAGGGAGAGGCUGAAGGAUCGGACCGUACCUCAACACAUCAUGGAUGUAAUUAACGAGGAGCUGAACAAACUGGGACUGUUAGAUAACCACUCCUCAGAGUUCAACGUUACCCGUAACUACUUAGACUGGCUGACCUCCAUGCCAUGGGGCACCAACAGCGAGGAAAACCUGAAGUUGGCUCAAGCCAGAGAGGUGUUGGAAGAGGACCACUAUGGAAUGGAGGAUGUCAAGAAACGCAUUCUGGAGUUCAUAGCCGUAAGCCAGCUAAGAGGCAGCACACAGGGAAAGAUCUUGUGUUUCUAUGGGCCUCCUGGAGUUGGAAAGACCAGUAUCGCCCGCUCGAUCGCCAGAGCCCUUAAUCGCGAAUACUUCCGCUUUAGCGUGGGAGGCAUGACAGAUGUGGCGGAAAUUAAAGGCCACAGGAGAACAUAUGUUGGUGCAAUGCCAGGAAAAAUCAUCCAAUGUCUAAAGAAAACUAAGACUGAAAACCCAUUGGUCCUUAUUGACGAGGUCGACAAAAUAGGCCGAGGUUACCAGGGUGACCCAUCUUCGGCACUACUUGAGCUUUUAGAUCCAGAACAGAACGCUAACUUUCUUGACCACUACCUGGAUGUGCCCGUUGACCUGUCUAAGGUGCUUUUCAUUUGUACAGCCAAUGUUCUCGACACCAUUCCCGAACCCUUAAGAGACCGAAUGGAAAUGAUCAACAUAUCAGGUUACGUUGCUCAGGAGAAACUGGCCAUUGCGGAGAGAUACUUGGUACCCCAAUUGCGAACUCUAUGCGGUUUGGAUAAGGAGAAGGCGAAAAUCACCCCCGAUGCUCUGAGUGUCCUCAUCAGACAGUACUGCCGGGAGAGCGGCGUCAGGAACCUUCAGAAGCAAGUCGAGAAGGUGUUCCGGAAAGUAGCGUUCCGGAUUGUCAACGGCGAGGAAACGGAGGUCAACGUCACUCCGGAGAACCUUCAGGAUUAUGUCGGGAAGCCCAUCUUCACUGUGGACCGGAUGUAUGACGUCACACCGCCGGGAGUUGUCAUGGGACUGGCGUGGACGGCAAUGGGUGGCUCGACGCUCUUCAUCGAGACAUCUCUGAGGCGACCGAGAGAACCGCAAGGGAAAGAUGGUUCCAAAGAGGGAUCGCUGGAGCUCACCGGGCAGCUGGGAGACGUGAUGAAAGAAAGCGCCAAGAUUGCGUUCACAUUUGCCCGCUCGUUCCUCAUGAAGGAACAACCUGACAACGAUUUCCUUGUGGGCUCCCACAUACACCUCCAUGUGCCUGAGGGUGCAACUCCCAAAGACGGGCCGAGUGCCGGAUGCACUAUUGUGACUGCUUUGCUGUCCUUGGCCACCAACACACCAGCGCGUCAGAACGUGGCCAUGACGGGAGAAGUGUCCCUGACCGGGAAGAUCCUGCCUGUUGGAGGAAUCAAGGAAAAGACCAUUGCUGUAAGCUAGCAGAGACGAAGACCACACUGUGUUUCCAAACAAACAUUUUACUGCAGGUUUAAUGCAAUAUGAUUGUUUCAAUA